AUGGGAAAAGUAGCAAAUGUGAGAAUUAGGUAAUUUGUUAUUGAAAAUGAGGAUAAAAAUGCUAUUGCAACUUAAAAUCUCUAUGCAAAGUUGAUUAUGAGAUAUGAUUAGGAUUUAUUGAGCAAUCCUCACAUGCAGGUUAAAAUUAUUAUAAGUGAGUUAAGAAUGCUAAAAAAUAAAGCAUCACAACUUAAGAAUUUACUAAAUGCUAGAAGGUACGAUGUACCCAGAGUUUUUAGUUAUCUUCAAAAAGGAUACUAAGUUAACUUUAACACAAAAUUUGAGAGUAUCACGGCUUUGCUUAUUAAUAUCUCUACUGUACUACUUCAGGAAUUUGCUAAAGAUCCUUCUGGAAUAGGCAUUCCAGAAAUAAGUUAUGUAACUGAAGAUAUAAGCUAAAUUGAAGAUGAAACAUAAGCAUUUCUAGAGGAUUUAGAUGUUUACAUUUUGGUAUUAAAAUACUUUAGUGUUGCAACUGAUGUUUACAUUAUACUAUCUUGCGAUUUCGAGAGAGAUUUACCUACUCUAUCUUAAAUUACAAAUAUGGUACGCCAAAUGGCUAAGGCUAGAUACUUGUGCUCUGAAGUGAUGUCUAUAUACAAAGAGCUAUCAAAUUGUUAUGAUAAAAAAAUUGAAAGAAUUUAGGUAUUGUAGGAUCAAGUAGAAAAUAAGGACUCUUUACGAAUGACUUAUCAUUAGCUUUCAACUCGAGUAGAUCAUCAUGUAAGAGUAUACUUAUCACCUGCAUAGAAAGAGGAGAUCGAGCGGAAGAAAAUAGAUUCUUAAAAUAGAACUCCAGUCUAGUAAAAAUCUAAUCCUAAUUCAAAAUCCCCUAAAAAUUUAAGAAAAGCAAUUGAAAGUAUGAAAAAGAAAAAAGAAUUAGAUACUAGGAGAGAGAAUUUCUUACAAAUUCAAAUUGAAAAAAACAAAUAAAGAAAGAACUCAUUGCUUAAAAGGCUAUAAGAGGAAAUGGGUAGAUUCAAAUUGGACAUUGAGGAGGCUUUUGGUUAAGAUAGAAAACUAUGCAAGAAAAAUAUAACCUAAAGAACUAAAUAUCUUAUAGAGAAAUUUUAGUCAAAGAAGCAAAAAAAGGAUAAAGACUUUUACACUAAGAUCUUGAGAAGUGCAAGGGAUUAAGCAUAAGCUGUUAGACUUGACUAUGAAAUAGAUGAAGAUAAGAAAAAAAAUAAUGCAAUCGCGGAGGAAAGUAAAUACUAUGAGGCUUUACAUAAGUUAAAGUUUGAUGCGAACUCUAAUAGCAUGCUGAAUUGUAAUAAUUAGGCAUUGAAUAAAAUGAAGUAUAAUAUAAUGCAUGGGAACAAAGGAAUUGAAAAAGCAAUGAGUACAGCUAGUAAAAUAUGUAGAAGUAAUUUACUUAAAGUUGGUCUGCAAUACUUGUAAGAUGAUAUUGACAAACAGAAGAAGGAAAUAAGUAAGAAGAAAAUGCUUUGA
Molecule: messenger RNA, 1452 nt
Organism: Stylonychia lemnae
Lineage: Eukaryota; Ciliophora; Spirotrichea; Sporadotrichida; Oxytrichidae
Source: the annotation of a GenBank genome assembly